Sungouiella intermedia is the source of this 1140-nucleotide messenger RNA. The record is from the annotation of a GenBank genome assembly. Lineage: Eukaryota; Fungi; Ascomycota; Pichiomycetes; Serinales; Metschnikowiaceae.
AUGGCCUCUUUCCUUGCCAAAUUCAACAAGCUUCCCCUCAAAGACGUCUCCAAGGCAGUUGACUCGUUAUUCCCAGAAUUAUCUGCUGAGGCGAAGGCCUUGGCUUCGCAGUUCCAGACUUUGUCCUCCAGACUUAACGAGCAAGACACUUUGGAGACAUUGAACUCCAACUUGAGAAGCAAAACCUUCAUUGUGGGCAAUGUCCCAGCCAAGGUUGACUUGGAUGUUUUCUCCAAGGUUUUGCCUGUGGCCAGCCAGUGGAAGUCCCCUGAGGAGUAUGCCAAGUUCAGACACAUCAUUAGAUGGGCUGACUUGGUGCAGAACACCCUAGUUGAAGUUCCUGAACAGGAGCGUUUGGCCGUCAAAUUUGACACCGAGGUGCCUAGAGAGAUCAAGGAGAAGAAGAAGCCUGCUGCUGCUGCCGCCGCCGCUCCUGCUCAAAAGCCUGCUGAGAAGGCCGCUGCUAAGCCAGCUGGUGAAGCUCCAGCUGGUGAGAAGAAGCAGCAGAAGGGGGCAGAGGUCUCGGAGGAGGAGAAGAAGGCUAGAGCUGAGGCUGCUAAGGCCAAGAAGGCUGCUAAGGCUAAGGCUAAGGCUGAGCAACAGGCUAAGAACCAGGCUGCUGCUGUUCCACCAAACCCAGGUAUGAUCGACUUCAGAGUGGGAUUCAUCCAGAAGGCUGUCAAGCACCCAGACGCAGACUCGUUGUACAUGUCCACCAUUGACAUGGGAGAUGCUGAGGGUCCAAGAACCGUUUGUUCGGGAUUAGUUAAGUACAUUCCUUUGGAGGAUAUGCAAGAGAGAUACGUGGUUGUGGUGGCCAACUUGAAGCCUGUUUCCAUGAGAGGUGUCAAGUCGUGCGCCAUGGUGUUGUGUGCUUCUAGUGAUGACACUGUUGAGUUUGUCAACCCACCAGCAGGCUCCAAGCCUGGAGACAAGAUCUUCUUUGAGGGCUACAAUGACGUUCCAGAGAAGCAGUUGAACCCUAAGAAGAAGGUGUGGGAGGCUGUGCAGCCAGGUUUCAGCACCAACGAGAACUUCGAGGUUACUUACACUGUUGAGGGUAAGGAGCCAGCAAAAUUGGUGAACGAGAAGGGUGAGUUGUGUAAGAACUCCACCUUGGUGAAGGCUGAUGUGAAGUAG